Molecule: messenger RNA, 657 nt
Organism: Beauveria bassiana ARSEF 2860
Lineage: Eukaryota; Fungi; Ascomycota; Sordariomycetes; Hypocreales; Cordycipitaceae
Exons: 2
Coding region: 1-657 (218 amino acids)
Source: RefSeq, a predicted model, not a curated record
AUGCAUGUACCGUACACACUCGCCAAAAAACGCCAUUGCGCAGGCGAAGUGAUAAGCCACGAUAAGCUUAUGCUGCGCCAUGAUCACCUUGAGGCACGCGAACAAGAAGCCCAAGAAGGAAAGAUACUGGAUGAUGAAGGCGACUCUAUCGAGGAUGAUAACAUCAGUCAUUUAGAUGUCGCACACAAUUUACCGCACUUAUUGGUCCGCGUCAGAUCGGAAACAGAAGAAUUGAGCGAGUCCAAAAAGACCGCCCUGGAGAUUCUCAAAAUGUUCGACAAUGACGUUGCUCAUCUUACCAAUGGCGCGGACGUUGACCAACCGCACAAUGCUAUAACUCUGACUCUGGAUUUGCAUCGAGCCCUUGGAAUUUCGACGUCUACUGCACGCAAAUCGCCAACCGCCCGCAUACCUAUGAAAUCAGGUCAUUUCGAGGGAUUGGAUUCCAGAGAAUGCUGUCUGUCACAAGGGCGCUGUACCUCAGCAGAUCAAAGCAUCAACCCACCGGCGCCACGCCUCCUCGCUCUACACCGCGCUAUCGGACAUAUCUUGCACCUUUCAGGUGCGGGAGAGCAUAUAGACGAUAUUUUCCGCAAGUUGGAGGAUCGAAUGGUGCAAUGUGAUGGGUCGACGCCUUUGGCAGAACUAGUGAGUUGA